Messenger RNA from Homarus americanus (American lobster), 783 nucleotides. RefSeq lists its product as uncharacterized. The record is from RefSeq and is a predicted model, not a curated record. The transcript has 2 exons. Lineage: Eukaryota; Metazoa; Arthropoda; Malacostraca; Decapoda; Nephropidae. Bases 1 to 783 code for a protein of 260 amino acids.
AUGUCUGACCCUGAGAAGAUGCACAUCCUCCUGCAGGCUUGUUCUGAAGAAAUUCGAGACCACCUUUACUCAUAUAGUACUGUAGAAAACGGCUUUCAACGGGCGCUAAAAGCUUUGCGGAUACGAUUUGGUGGAGAAGAUGCCUUUAUUCGUGAACAGAUUCAGGACCUGAUGUUGACCUCAUCAGUGCUUGACAAUCUGUUGGGGAAAGAGUUGCUGGUUGAGAAGUUACCCAGUCACUUGAGCGAGAAAUACCGAAGCAAAGUGGAGGAGUUUGAAGCUCAAGGGGAAAAGGAACCAGGGUUAGAACAUCUAUGGGGAUUCAUACAGAAGGCCGCUGAUGCUGGUAAUGCUAGAGAGGCUUACACAGAAACAUGGGGAGCCAGAGAUAGACGAUAUGCCGGCAAUAAUGCUAGCAGGCGUGCUGUAGGGCUGGCUGUCACGGGCGCAGAGCGCAAGGCUUGUUCACUCUGCUCAGAUGAUCAUAUCUUAAAUCGAUGCCACAAGUUUCGUACUAUGGCAGUAUUUGAGAGAACCCGAACUGUACAACGAUUACGGUACUGCUUCCUGUGUCUCAGAAAGGGACACCAGGUCAAUGCGUGUCCGAUGGGAUACUCACCGUGUGACAUUGAUGGAUGUUCAGAGUUACAUUCGAGAUGGUUACAUCCUUCUCCCAAGUCCAUGCAGAGGGAAAGGUGUGGAAAUAGACGCCAGAGCCAAGAAACAGAUAAGAGUAAGUGUCGUGACCGUGAUGAACGGACUAGGGACACCUGUGACUACUGA